This is a messenger RNA of Belonocnema kinseyi, 588 nucleotides long. RefSeq lists its product as uncharacterized. Gene Ontology annotation, biological process: DNA integration. Gene Ontology annotation, molecular function: nucleic acid binding. Bases 1 to 588 code for a protein of 195 amino acids. The transcript has a single exon. The record is from RefSeq and is a predicted model, not a curated record. Lineage: Eukaryota; Metazoa; Arthropoda; Insecta; Hymenoptera; Cynipidae.
AUGAUUAUCGUGGAGAAGCACCGCGCGUUGAAGCAUGCAGGAAUUCAAGCUACCCUGUAUGCCGUCCGAGGAAGAUACUGGUUUACUGAUGGUCGCAAAACUGUGCGAAAAAUCAUUUUUAAUUGUGUUACGUGUUUUAAAGCAAAACCUCGCGGGGCUAAUUAUCAGAUGGGAAACUUGCCCGCAGAACGUGUAGAAUUUUCGCGACCUUUCUUAAAUACGGGUGUGGACUUCUGCGGUCCAUUAUACAUUAAAGAAAGGAGAUAUCGAAAUAUAAAAAAGAUCAAGUCAUAUGUAGCUGUGUUUGUAUGCAUUGCUACCAAGGCUGUUCAUCUUGAGCUUGUCAGCGAUCUAAGUACUAUUGCGUUUAUCGGUUGUCUGAAACGAUUCAUUUCGCUUCGUGGUAACAUUGAAACCAUUUCAUCUGAUAAUGGAAAGAACUUUCUUGGUGCUAAUCGGGAGCUUAAGGCUAUCUACGACACUGCCGUAUCCGAAAUUCAAAAUCAAGCAAUCCGGAGUUUCUUACUCAACAGAGGAAUAAACUGGAAGUCUAGUCCUCCAUUAUCACCGCACUUCGGCGGUCUAUAG